Candida albicans SC5314 is the source of this 780-nucleotide messenger RNA. RefSeq names its product Gir2p (gene GIR2). Bases 1 to 780 code for a protein of 259 amino acids. Gene Ontology annotation, biological process: cytoplasmic translation. Gene Ontology annotation, molecular function: protein binding. The record is from RefSeq and is a predicted model, not a curated record. The transcript has a single exon. NCBI's taxonomy places the organism in Eukaryota, Fungi, Ascomycota, Pichiomycetes, Serinales, Debaryomycetaceae.
AUGGAUCCAAUAGAAGAACAAGCUCAAGAGAUUGAAGUAUUACAAUCAAUUUAUCCUGAUGAAUUGACUUUAAUUAAUAAUACUCAUUUCAUCAUUCGAAUAGAUUUAGAUACACCAUCAAAAAGGAAACAUAGUUUGAAUUUAAUUGUUAAAUAUCCUCCUACUUAUCCUGAAGUAAUUCCUCAAUUAUCUAUAGAAUUAGCUGAAUCUCCAGAAGAUAAAGACAACUAUGAUAACGGUGACAGUGAUGAAGGUGACAGUGAUGACGAUGACGAUGACGAUGAAAAUGCAGAUUUAAAAUUAGCAUUAAAUAUGGCCGAAACCAUUGAAUUUGAUCCUAAAACUGAUCUUAAUGAUACAUUAAUGAAUAAAUUAUUAGAAGAAAGUGAAUUAAAUUUAGGUAUACCAAUGAUUUUCAAUUUAAUCACCAUUUUAAAAGAAGAACUGGAAAAUUUAUUCAAUGAAAAAUUAAACAUUAAACAAUGUGAAUUUGAUGAACAACAAAAAAUUAAAGAAUUAAAUGAACAAAAAAAAUUUCAUGGUACUAAAGUUACUAAACAACUGUGGUUAAAUUGGAGAAAUAAUUUCCGAAAAGAAAUGAAAUAUGAAUUAUAUGAUAAACAAAGAUUUGAAAAUAUGCAUAAAGGGAAAUUAACUGGGAAACAAAUAUUUGAAAAAGGUUUAGCUAAUCAAAAUGAUGAUGAUGAAGAAGAAGAAGGAGAGAAUCAGACUAUUCAAGAACAAGAGAAAGAUAUUGUUGAUGGGAUUAAAAGACUAUAA